Messenger RNA from Orycteropus afer afer, 1104 nucleotides. The record is from RefSeq and is a predicted model, not a curated record. NCBI's taxonomy places the organism in Eukaryota, Metazoa, Chordata, Mammalia, Tubulidentata, Orycteropodidae.
AUGGUCCAAGACACCAAACCGGAGCAAGAGGAGGGCGAGCCUUCCCAGGAGAUUACUCACCGCCUCUGUUACCUUGUCACCUUGUGGUUCCCGGUUUUGUGCCUCACUCUGACCCUGGGAUGAACAGGUGCCAUGUCCCCCAUCCAGUCCCGGAUCAUUGGAGGCUGGCAUUCCCAGCCCUCACAGGUGGUUAGGUACGGCUGCAACAAGUUCAAGUACAGAGCCUCCUGUACCCCAGACAAUGGCUUCUCACAACCACAUUUCGACUUUAGUCUCCUGAAGAAGAAAAGCAUCCUCUCAGAAGGCCUCAGCCAUGGCCUCAUGCUGCUCCACCUGAAGAAGCCCGCCAAGAUCACAGAUGCCCUGAGGAUCCUGGGCCUGUCCACCAGGGAGCCUGCAGUGGGGACCAUGUGCAGCAUCUUGGGCUGGGGCAGUACCCAAUCAGAUAAAGUGUCUCUCUCAGACGAUGUCCAGUGUGUGGACGUCACAUUCAUGCCCAACAUUGAGUGGCAGUCCCGACACCCGCAUAAGGUGGCUGUCAAGUUGUGCACUGGGAACGUGAUGGUCAUCAAAGACGCCUGCAGAAUGAAUCAGACUUCCCCCGCCAGGACCUGCAGGGAUGUCAUGACCCCUGAAUCCAGAAUUCAAGGUCCACACACCUACUCCGGCGCAAGAAGCAUGACUCUAGAGCCCAGUUUCCACACUCCAGACCCCAAAUUCCAGAUUCGACGCAGGAGGCAGCCACAGCGGGAGGGGGAGGCCCAGAGUGACCCAGGAAGACUCCCCAAAGGCCAAGAGCGCUUGUACCGGCGCCAGGACGGCUACCAGGAGCUCUCCCAGGUCCGGUUCAGACCACCUCCCGCAGGCUUCCGCCGCGCCAGGCCACGGCUGGGCGGAGCGGGGGACACGGCGAGGACCCCACCACAGCCCUGUCUGGGGGCAGGGGGAGGGCCCCGGAUGUCAGCGUUCCGGGCAUCUGUGCCCUUAACCGAGGCAGAAAGGGCGCCGUGCCACCCAGAGGCGCCUCCCCGGAAGAUGUGGGGCCUGCCGAGCCGUGUACGACAAGGUGGGCUCAGUGACAGGGAGAAGGAGGGCGCUCACUGA